ACUGAGAAGUGUGAUGAAGAACGUUUGAUUACAUAAUGAUGGAAAACUGUUGUGUGCUAACUUUGUCCAGCUUUGUAUUGUAUCUGAUUGUAGAUACAAGGGACAGCAUCAUUGGUACAGUAUCAAUUGACCUUUUGUCAUCAUACAGUUAUGUUCUUAUUACAUAUUUACAGAACAGCUUUCCAGGAUGGGCUACACAUCAUUUUGUCUUUUCGUUCUGAUCUCGAUAACAGCUCAUUCAUCAGCCCAAGAUGCUUCCACAACGGUAACUGCUGCAACAGCAACAACAGCAGCAGCAGCAGCAACAGUAUCAACAGCUAGCAGACGGGGAGCUUCUACUCAUGCAACAGCUCCAGUGUCAGUGACCCCAACGUAUCCGCUGCCCACAGUCUCAGGCGGGUCUCAAGGGCCAGAGACCUCCACCACAACCACGACAAGACCCAGAGUCACCCAAAGUCCUUGGUUCCCCACGGCACCAAUGGGCAGCCCUGUCAGAAACCCCUGGUUGUAUUACCAGCCUUUCUUUCCCCCGUAUGACGCCACGUCAUCCGUCUACAACAUGUACGGUCUUCAAGGGAGUCUUCCGUUUGCCACCCCCUACAGCAAUGAUCUCUCCAGGUCCUACGCUAUCCAGUUACUCCCAGGAUCAGGCGGAAUGUGGCAAUCGCCAGGAACAGGGGCUAAGAAAACACCUGCUCUCCUCAUGCCGACUCAAAAGCCAUCGCUCUGGUUCUAAAGCCGCUUUAUGCCAACUGGCUCAAGAGCUAUGAACCCCCUUCGACGUCUCGGAACAGCCAACACUCUAUUGACUAAAAGCAACAACUGAAAAGCGGCAAGUGAAGGAUCACGUGGUCGGUCAGGACUUAAUCCUCCCUACAGGUUUGGAGAUCUCAUCGCUUCGGAUUGGGGCAUUGACAGAUGUACAGAGUUCUUAUCGUGCCCUUAUUCAUUAACUCACUGAGGAUGCACAUUCUAGUUUUUCGACAGCGCUUGAAGAUACGCUGUUUUGGGGAUAUAACUUGAUUAUUCAAAUAGAUUUUCCUAUUUUGUUUUUGUUUAUUUGAAACUUUAAAAGGCAUGCAACAAUAUGCAUACUUUGAAAUAUAUAAAUUUGUGUUUCCCUUCUGCGUAUGAUGUUUCGACAUGCAUCGAAACAUUGUAUAUUGGUUUGCUGCUAAACAGACAAUGUGUCUGCUACAUCCUCAAACAGUUUUUAAAAAGAUGUACCUCAGUUUUCACAUGUAUCUCCGAGUUUUGAGUAUGUUACUAUUAAACAUUUGGAAGAGGGUUUGGAAAUACAUGUAUUCGUCUUAGAAAUAUAGCUUCUCUGUGGCUCUGUAAAGGUAGGCCCUAUAUAAAAAUCAUUCGAAUUCAUGCUUGCUUGUUAUUUUACAAUAGUUGUUAGUUCCUAUUUGACUUUAAACGGUGUAUAAAAUAAACACGCUGUAGCAAA
Molecule: messenger RNA, 1453 nt
Organism: Aplysia californica (California sea hare)
Lineage: Eukaryota; Metazoa; Mollusca; Gastropoda; Aplysiida; Aplysiidae
Exons: 4
Coding region: 188-736 (182 amino acids)
Source: RefSeq, a predicted model, not a curated record